GAGUAGAAUCUGCUUUACAUCAUUGCCUUUGCAGCCUCGAACCUCAACGCACACCCGAAAGUGCGAAGCACCUUCUUGCUGCAAUCCGCAGAGCGCAUUGGUAGAAGGAUAAGAGUCGACAAAGAACCGUGUGUAAGAGGGGUGCGUUUGUGUUCACAACGGUAAUCGGGUGGACUGCACGCACCACUGCGCUUUUUAGUUCUCAUUUUCCUUGCUUCUUCUUUUUAUCCUAGUGUUGCUGGACGUAUCGUUGUAAAAGAAAAUACAUAUAAUAAUAAUCGAAGAUAAGCAAGAAUGUCCAAGUACUUCGAGCCGGAUACCGCGUUCGGCAAGGAUGCCGAGUGCGCCGUGUGCUGUUGCCUCUGGACAGACCCGGUAGAGGUGAACAACUGUCAGCACAUUUUCUGCCGUCGAUGUGUGGAAGGCCUCGCCACGUGUCCGGUGUGCUGCGGCCCCGUGGACCGCCUCAACACGCCCGGAAAGUUCAUCCUGCGUCUGCUGGAGCGUACGAAGGGCAAGUGUAGCGCCUGUGCGUGGAAAGGCACGUAUAAAGAUUUCACGACAAAGCACACCGAAUGCCUGAAAGACGGCGAGGACGUGACAUCUGGGCCGGGCGCAAGCUCGUCGCCCCAGGAGGUGGUGUGCAUGCAAGAUUACUAUUUAGAAGGGAAUGGGUCUUCGGUAACGCCCAACGCCACCCUCACCACCAACACGAUGAACGGCACCGCUCACAACACUUCUCAGCUAACACCCAUUAUUGUAGCGGACACGCUUUCGAACCGCAGCUUUUCUCAUGUGAGCAACGCGGUGCCGGUGGUCCGCGCGGAGCCGACGCACGCGCAACGAGCACACUGGCGGCAGUCACUGACGAACACCGCGCGUGACUUCGGCAUGGCGGAAAAUGAGUUUAUGGAAUUAGUGCGUUGCUUCCCUGAUUUCGCCUCCGGGGCGGCGGAUGGGAGUAACGGGCUGGAGCUGCGCUGGCGCGACGCGUGCCGGCUGCUGCGCUUCUUCAACUAUCCAAAUCACCCCGACGAUGUGCGAAAUCUGUUUGAAAUGGGGGGGCGGUCGCCCAAGACGGGUUCCAUUCCCUUCAACACCCUCUGUGUGUGGCUCAUGAUGAACCGCCGCAACCCGGCGCAGUGGUACCACAUGUCGGAUGCACCGUACCGGCAGAUACUGCAGGUCGCCCAGCUGCUGGACGUGAAGGCGACGGGGCUCUUCACGUUAGAUCAGUGCCGCAUUCUGGCCGAGCAGUACUUCGAGCGCGACGUGGACGACAGCGAGUGGCGUCAAAUCGAACCGUUGCUGCGCAGCAAAGAUGCCGGCAUUCGACAGUCCUUCAUGCCCGAAAGCCGCCUUCGCAUCGACCUGCAAGACAGCACCGAACAGCAUGACGUGAAGCUGCCGCUGCACGACGUGCUCUGUUCCUUUGCACACCACGUUGACGACCUAAAGAACCUGGAGCGACACUCGCAGACGCAGCGGAAGCAGUCUGACUUUAUCUGCCGUAUUAAGAAAAUUGUGGGCUUCUACGAGCCGAACGCGCUUCCUCAGCUGGACUCGACCCUGCAGAAGUUCAGCGGCGAAGAAGAAAGUCUGCUCAUGACGCUGGUCGCGAUGUACGGUCCCGAGCCGGCGUAG
This is a messenger RNA of Leptomonas pyrrhocoris, 1644 nucleotides long. RefSeq lists its product as hypothetical. The record is from RefSeq and is a predicted model, not a curated record. The coding region runs from base 295 to 1644 and encodes 449 amino acids. The transcript has a single exon. NCBI's taxonomy places the organism in Eukaryota, Euglenozoa, Kinetoplastea, Trypanosomatida, Trypanosomatidae.